Molecule: messenger RNA, 498 nt
Organism: Echinops telfairi (small Madagascar hedgehog)
Lineage: Eukaryota; Metazoa; Chordata; Mammalia; Afrosoricida; Tenrecidae
Gene: GKN2
Product: gastrokine 2
Exons: 5
Coding region: 1-498 (165 amino acids)
Biological process (GO): regulation of cell population proliferation
Source: RefSeq, a predicted model, not a curated record
AUGACGGCGGUGUACAACAUCAUCAGUGCACUCGACAAUGGUGGCAAUAUUCAGGAGACCAUGACCAUUGACAAUGAAAAAAACACCGCCAUCAUCAACGUCCACGCAGGCUCCUGCUCCUCCACCACGAUCUUCGACUACAAACAUGGCUACAUUGCUUCCAGGCUGCUGUCCCGAAGGGCCUGCUACAUCCUGAAAAUGAACCAUAAAGCCAUCCCUGCUUUGGACCAACUCAAACGGUACAUCUACGAGAGGAAGGCUCUGAACACCAUGUUCUCCAACAAAUACACAUGGGUCAAGUACAAUCCUCUGGAGUCUCUGAUCACAGAUGUGAACUGGUUCCUGUUUGGGUCCCCCAUUGAGCAGCUCUGCAAACACAUUCCCUUGUACAAGGGGGAAGUGGUUGAAAAGACACAGGAAGUUGGCGCUGGAGGCUGCGCCAAGGCCGGGCUCCUGGGCAUCUUGGGAAUUUCCAUCUGCGCUGAUGUUCACGUGUAA